CAUGGAAGACCCCCAAAAGAGGCUGCAGAUUCUUGGUGGACAGCUCUCAUAUCCCUUCCAGGGAAAAUGAUGAAAAAUGUCUUCAGAAAAAUAGCUUUAUGAAGGCAAGAGGACUUUUUGCACCUGCAAGACAUGUCUGAAAGCUCCUCAGGUCAAAACACAAGUAGUCAAGAGAUUUGUCCAUCUAAUUCAUCAUACUACUCUGAUCCAAGUGAGACCCACACUGGGUCAGCUCCAUCAAGGAGAAGAACAUUCCACCCAUGUUUGGAUUCUGGAAUAUCAUCCUUGCUUCCAUCAGAUUCUUGUAAGUACCUCACUUGGCACAAGGUAGAACAACAUGAUGUUCAAGGAAGUCAACUGCGUUGCCCAAGAGUAAGAGAAGGACCCUCUGAAGAAGAGCAACUUUUCAGACAGGUAGAGUGUGCCUUGCUCCCAAGGAAAAGAGUUCUUGAAAAAAACAAAUGGGAAACAUGGCUACAAGAAAACUGGGAAGACUGCAAGAAUUCGAACAUUUCAUUUCAGGAUUUGGGGGAUCCUUACCAAGUUGAAAAUUUUAACAGAAUUCUUAGAAGACUAAUUCGAGUUGAAACCCUCUGGUUAGUGGAUAAUUCACUGGUGGACUUAAGUGCCAUAAGAUUGCCAAGCUGCAGAAUUUUAAAUAUGAGCAAAAACCAUCUCACAUCUUUCAAACAGUUACCAAAGAUACCUCAGAUACAGCAUUUAUCCUUGGCCGAAAACCACAUUGAGACUCUUACUGGAUUCUCCAGUUUACGGUGCACUCCACUGGAAUCCCUUAUUCUCAAGAGGAACCCUUAUCCACCAAUAAGAAGACAGCACAAUUCAAAAGAGAAAGGACUUAAUGACAGAACUAAUAAUCAUACCAGAAGAUGUACAGCGUUGGAGAAUGCAGGGAUUUUUAUCAACAAUCAAACUAUAUUUGUGGAAAUUUUGUACAUAAGUGCCAAAGAUGGCUGACAUCGGACCACAUUCUAUUUAACUCAACUGAAUGACACCAAGCUCUCAUCCUAAAACUUAUAGUUACAUCCACCCUUCUGAAAUAGUUAAUUA
Molecule: messenger RNA, 1068 nt
Organism: Gorilla gorilla gorilla (western lowland gorilla)
Lineage: Eukaryota; Metazoa; Chordata; Mammalia; Primates; Hominidae
Exons: 8
Coding region: 133-975 (280 amino acids)
Molecular function (GO): protein binding
Source: RefSeq, a predicted model, not a curated record